AUUUAAGGAAAGAAAAGUAUUGAAAUUAGGAUCAUCCAUCUACACAGUGGUUUUUUGCUACUUAGCUUAAGAAAAAACAUUUUUAUAUAAGAAUAUAAAAUACCUUACGAGCUGAGAGAAUACAAUAUAAGUGAAAAAAACAAAAUUAUUUAUACACAAAUUCUCUUUCUCUUCUUCUUGUUCUUCUCCUUCUCUGACAAAGUUAUGGGCGAACAGCAAAUCUCUGGUACAGUACCGCGUGACAGAACAGAUGAACAGGAUGAGAAGUAUCUGAUUUGGUACUCAGGACAGGAAGAGAGACAAUUGAGAUUGAGCUCGGUUAUAACGAUUGUUCGAGGACAGAUCACGCCAAACUUUCAAAAACAAGCUCAACCGGAUCGAAAGGAGCAGUCUUUUUCACUCAUCUAUGCAAAUGGAGAACACACUCUUGAUCUCAUAUGCAAAGAUAAAGCACAAGCAGACUCUUGGUUUAAAGGCCUUAGAGCCGUGAUAACAAAGCACCACAAUGCUAGAUCUUCGGCGAGUCUACGCACGAGCAGGGGAGCUCAAAGUUGUAUCAAUAGCCCCGCGGGUUUUCUCCGUAGGAAACAGAAUCUCGGACUUUUUGAAGAGACCCCUGACUUUACUCAGAUGCGCAGUUUAUGUGGAAGUCCAUCUACAUUACUUGAGGAACGGUGUUUAUCGAACGGCUUGUCAUGUUCUUCAGAUAGUUUCUACUCCGUUGAAUCAGCUGCUUCUGAUGGCUUUGGUCCAGUUUCUCCUUACUAUGAAACAGAUUACAAUCUCAGGAACCCAGAUUUUGACCGAACAAGUUCAGAGCUUUGCAAGCAUUCUUCUCAGAGGUUUCUUGCUUCUCCUCCUCCUACAAUCACAACUCAACCGAUUGCAAGAUCCAAUGUCCUCAAGGACAUAAUGAUUUGGGGAGCUACAGGUGGUCUUAUCGAAGGAUCAAAGAAUCAAAACGAUGCGUUAUCUCCUCAGCUUUUAGAAUCAGCCACCAUGUUUGAUGUUCAAAGUAUCUCUCUAGGCGCAAAGCACGCUGCUCUGGUUACAAGACAAGGUGAAGUGUUUUGUUGGGGCAAUGGAAACAGCGGUAAGCUUGGACUUAAAGCUAACAUUGACAUUGACCAUCCGAAACGCGUUGAAUCACUCGAGGGUAUUGCGGUUGGAUCAGUGGCUUGUUCGGAUCAUCAAACAUGUGCUGUGACUGAAUCCAGAGAGCUGUAUCUAUGGGGAAUAGACGGUGGAACCAUUGGAGAAUCAGGAAGACAGUUCUUAACUCGGAAAAUAUCCGAUGUUCUUGGAGGAUCUUUGAGUGUUUCUAGCGUCGCUUGUGGCGCGUGGCACACGGCGAUUGUGUGUACUUCAGGUCAGCUUUUCACUUACGGUAGCGGAACAUUCGGAGUUCUUGGUCAUGGGAGCCUUGAGAGUGUUGCUAAGCCGAAAGAAGUCGAGUCUUUAAGGCGAAUGAAGGUAAUAUCGGUUUCUUGUGGACCGUGGCACACGGCUGCAGUAGUGGAAACCACGAUAGACCGGAAAUACUACAAUGCCAAGAGCUCCGGGAAGCUGUUUACUUGGGGUGAUGGUGAUAAAGGACGGUUAGGACACGUGGAUAGCAAGAGAAAGCUCGUGCCAACUUGUGUUUCAGAGCUUCUUGAUCAAGAUUUCAUUAAGGUCUCUUGUGGAUGGACUUUAACGGUGGCCUUGAGCAUUCGGGGAACGGUUUACACGAUGGGAAGCUCGAUCCACGGGCAGUUAGGCUGUCCACGGGCUAAAGAUAAGUCGAUAAACACAGUGUUAGGAAACUUAACGAGGCAAUUCGUUAAGGAGAUUGCUUCAGGAUCACAUCAUGUAGCUGUGUUAACUUCUUUUGGUAAUGUUUAUACUUGGGGAAAAGGCGCGAACGGUCAACUUGGAUUAGGAGACGUAAGAGAUCGAAACUCGCCGGUUCUUGUUGAGUCUUUAGGUGAUAGAUUGGUGGAGAGUAUAGCUUGCGGUUUGAAUUUAACGGCUGCGAUAUGUUUGCACAAAGAGAUCUCUUUGACUGAUCAAACGGCUUGUAGUUCUUGCAAAUCAGCUUUUGGGUUCACGAGGAAGAAGCAUAACUGUUAUAACUGUGGUCUCUUGUUCUGCAACGCAUGUAGUAGCAAGAAAGCUGUGAAUGCUUCUUUGGCGCCGAACAAAAGCAAGCUUUCACGGGUUUGUGAUUCUUGCUACGAUCAUCUAUGGAGAAUAACAGAGUUUUCAAUGAAUGUUAAGAUGGAAGAUUAUACUCCAAAGUUGCAGAUGGUUACAAGAAGGGUAUCUGAUGAGUGGACAGAGAGUGAAACAGAGAAUCGGAUUCAGAAUCUUCCGCGAGAUAAUCGAUCGUCUUCAGAUGAACAGCCUCGAUGGGGACAAGUCUCUGUUCCUACUCUGUUUCAUUUCGAUAAAAUGUCACUUUCUUUGACAAGUCAUACGAAUCUAUCAGUCUCGUCAAGAAGACCAUCUUCUACAAAGAUUUCGACCUCUUCUGAGUCAAAUAAGAUCUUAAUCGAAGAAAUCGAAAGGCUAAAAGCCGAGAUUAGAAAUCUACAGAAGCAGUGUGAACUUGGUAAUGAGAAGAUAGAAGAAUGCCAAAGAGAGCUCGAGAAGACCUCUGAAGUCGCUAAAGAAGAAGCCGAGAAGUCUAAAGCCGCUAAAGAGAUCAUAAAAGCUAUGGCUUCUAAGCUUCAAAUGAAUAAGGAGAAACCGAGUAAUCCGAAAACCGGCAUUGCAUGCAACCCAUCUCAAGUUUCACCAAUCUUUGAUGAUUCAAUGUCUAUUCCAUAUCUCACACCAAUCACCACGGCUUGUUCACAAUCAGAAACCAAACAAGUUGAAGAAAAAUGUGUCAAGAACAACAUUAGGCUAUUAGUAGAUGCAUCUCCUGCUAUCACAAGAACAGGGCAUCUCCAAAACGGAACACAAGAAUCAACAGCAGAACAAGUGGAGCAAUACGAGCCUGGUGUAUAUAUAACUUUCACGGCCUUGCCUUGUGGUCAGAAGACGCUUAAACGCGUACGGUUUAGUCGAAAGAGGUUUUCAGAGAAGGAAGCACAAAGAUGGUGGGAGGAGAAGCAAGUUUUGGUUUAUAACAAGUAUGAUGCUGAAGCAUGAACUAACUUUGAAUGUAAUUUGUUUUUUUUUUGUCAAAAACUCUUGAAUGUACAAUUCAUUUUGAUGUUUAUAAGUGAUCAAAUAUAAUUCAGCUUAAAAUUAGAGCAGAGGUGGGGAUUUGGGGUUUGGUUUUCGGUUUGUUUAGUGUGAACUAUUUACUUGGUAUCUUUGAUCUUCUAACACAGGGAUGGAAAAUUUAGGUGUGUUUUGGUUUGGAAUUAUUAUUUUUUUUUUUUUGUCAACAGCUUCAUAUUUUUAAAAUGGAGAAUAUUUAUUUUGGAAUAAGUAAUAAUAGCC
Messenger RNA from Thlaspi arvense, 3435 nucleotides. The record is from the annotation of a GenBank genome assembly. NCBI's taxonomy places the organism in Eukaryota, Viridiplantae, Streptophyta, Magnoliopsida, Brassicales, Brassicaceae.